Messenger RNA from Zingiber officinale, 1966 nucleotides. Its product is annotated as transcription factor PCF5-like. Gene Ontology annotation, cellular component: nucleus. NCBI's taxonomy places the organism in Eukaryota, Viridiplantae, Streptophyta, Magnoliopsida, Zingiberales, Zingiberaceae. The transcript has 2 exons. The coding region runs from base 538 to 1737 and encodes 399 amino acids. The record is from RefSeq and is a predicted model, not a curated record. Gene Ontology annotation, molecular function: sequence-specific DNA binding; DNA-binding transcription factor activity. Gene Ontology annotation, biological process: regulation of secondary shoot formation.
CCCACAGUAACUCCCAGUAAGCUCAUACCCCAGAGAGAGAGGCUAUCCCUCCUGUCUGCCUCUUCCGUCUUUUUGACUAAAACCCAAACCACCACCAUCGUGCUUCUCCUGUGUGCCCAUCCCAGAUCGUUCUGUUCUUGCAGUCCUUUUCCGCCUACAAAAGAACAAUCUGUUUUUUCUUCGAUAUUGAUUUAGUUAUUUUUCUCAUUUCCGAAUUAUUACCUUGGGAGUGAAAGUUGUAUUGUGUUGCUGUAGGCAGAGGGAGCUCCAGUUCUGGUAUUGCUUAGGGAUCCUGAGACUUGUAUGGCCGAGACUUUUCCAGGGAAGCAAGAGUGGCGCCACCAUCACAUGUUCACAGACCACCAAGCAGCAGAAGUGGGGAGCAGGAAGCCAUGAGAGGUUGUUUUCACUGUUAACAAAGCCAAUCUCUUAAGCAGGAGGCUGAGCUGACGAAGAGCGACGAUUUGGAGUCAGUAAUCAUGCGGCAGUAGCUUCAUAUCAAGUGCCCCGGCUUCGUCUUUCGAGUAUGCGGAGAGGAUGGAAGACGAGCGUGCUCACCAUGGAGGCCUCGGCUUCCAACAGAUCCCCCUUCGCCAUCGACGGCAGCAGCAGGGGCCGCCGCCUUACCCGAGGUCGGGAAGGCUGAGGGGAGGCGGCGGCGGCGGGGGCGGGGGGGAGAUUGUGGAGGUCGAAGGAGGCCACAUUGUGCGGUCCACCGGCCGGAAGGAUCGCCACAGCAAAGUGUGCACCUCCAAGGGCCCCCGCGACCGCCGGGUCCGCCUUUCCGCCCACACUGCCAUCCAGUUCUACGACGUCCAGGACCGGCUUGGCUACGACCGCCCCAGCAAGGCCAUCGAUUGGCUCAUCAAGAACGCCAAGCCAGCUAUCGACCAGCUAGCUGAACUCCCCGCGUGGACCCCUACUGCGAUAGCCGUCGACGCAGCGGCAUCAGCCUCCGUAGCUCCUGCACAACCCUGCGAUUCCUCUGCCUCGGAGCAACCUUCGGACGAGUCCGGCAAGAACAAAUUUGGGGUCGAUGAGACACCAGUGACUGCUGCCUUCAGCUAUGAUGGAGACGACGGGGGCGGCGGCGGCGGCGGGGGUGGUAGUUUCCUCCCACCUUCGUUUGACAAUACCGCCAUUGCCGAUACGAUCAAAUCGUUAUUUCCAAUGCCGCCUACUACUGCUUCUUCGCCAUCCUCCAGCACUCUUCCAGUAGGCUGUCAACGCUACCCGCCGGGCCUUCAAGACCUCCGCCUCUCACUCCAAUCCUUCCAAUUUCCGAUCUUUCAACACUCUCAGCCCAGCCACCAUCACCAAGCUCCAACUCCGUCCGCACACGAUUCUCUACUCGUUGGCUCCGCUCGCUCAUUAGGCUGGGCUGAACAAAACCGGCAAAUGGCUUCAUGGUACAUGCCCGAGUCGAGCAGCGGCGGUGGAUUCGGAGAAUUCCUUUACGGUGUUCCGCCACCGCAGGCUGCGCCGCCUCUGGCCGCUGCUCUCGGCCCGAGCCAGCUUUUCUCUCAGAGGGAACCCCUUCAGUCCAGUAACUCGCCUUCGGUCCGUGGUUGGGCAGAACCGGAGAUCCAGAUGCAUCCGGUGCUCCAUUCCUCGGUUUCUCCCAUCGAAUUCACCUCCGAAGCUGCCAUCCUGGGAUUCUGCAUCCCACCACGGAUUCAGGGCGAAGAAGAGCACGGCAGCAUCUCAAAUCGGCUGCCCUCUGCUUCUCGCCAUUAAUGGAGUGGAAGAAAGAGAACAAGACCAUCACUCCACAGGUAAAUUCCAGCUUCCACUCUGGAUUUCUCAAAGUUUCUAUCGUUCGUUUCAGUUACUACUCGUUGAUUUGCUUGGUUCCAGUGGAUGAGUGUGAAGAUAGCAUCAUUUGCUUAUCUUUUGUUUCCCUUGCACUGUCUUCCAAAGCAAUUGCGCUGUUGCGGGACGGUUGUUAUCAAUUGCUUUUCUAGUC